UCUUUAAAAUCACAUUCCAGAUGAGGUAUCUCUUCUAACAGGAUACAAUCUUGUUGAACUUGAAGUCACUCGAACAUUGAAGUACAUGGAAAUGUGCAUUUCCAAAUCGCCGUCCAACAUGAAUACGCCUACAGAAAUUGAAUCAUCACCGGAUACAAAUGCAGAAAAGCUGUUCACAGCAGAAAAAAUUCCUGAAAUUGUUCAUUUAUUCAAAGAGGGCGAUGUUGAUAAAAGUGGGGGCCUGGACAUCAAUGAAUUUUAUGAGGUAAUUACAAAAAUAAAUCCUGACAUCAGCAAGGAGGAGGCUCAUGUCUUACACAUGAAGAUUGACACAAACUGUGAUCGAACUGUGGAUCUAGGAGAACUUUUACACUAUUUCCUUCAGAGAAAUGAGAAGACAGUUGCUUUGGACUACAGAAACAUACUUUUCCCUAAUGAUUUUACAUAUAUACAUAAUGAAUGUCUUAAACCAGUUAUAAAAAUUAUUUGCUUACUGGUGACCGACACAUCAGAUUUCAGGGGUUAUUGUUCAGGGGAAUUAAUGAGAUCUUACAAAUAUUUUGCUUACAUUACUAUCUUUUCAAAUGGCCUGCUGAAGAUGUGGUUGAAUGAGUUCAAACUUUGGCAAACUGUUCGCCUUUACGAAAGAGACAUGAUUAGACCUGCUUUCCACCAUACUCCAAUCAUGGUAGUUACUGAUGCGGUGUACAUACAUGAACUCGGAAUGCUGGCUGUCUCCACAUCUAACAGAGAAAUCUUAUUCUAUGGCAUAAAUUCAGCCUAUAAUGUAACAAAGAUCCGAUUUGCUAUCUUGGAGGAAGAGAUCACAGCCAUGGACUACUACUGUGCUGGAAACACUGGAAUUAUGGCCUGCGGUGAUGCAAAAGGAUAUUUGUUUGUGUUUGUCUCCUACUAUGUCUUUGAUAAUGGCCUUUUCUGCCAAAGUAAGUUGCAAUUUAAUCCUUCACAACACUAUCCGACAGUGACCGUCUCAUCUCUGCUAACUAGGACCAACAAAGAGUUUCACAGUCUGAGGUUUUAUGCUUUCGAGGACAUGUGCACUGAAGUGCAAUACAUUCCAGCUUUACAAUCUUUUUCUAUGUGUGGUAAAAGAGCUACAUCCAUGGCCCUUAUCCAUUGCAUCUUUAACCAAGAGAGUGGGACCGUCACUCCCCACAAACAAACCUUUAAAAGCCGAGGAUCAUGCUGCAAGUGUGUUGCAUAUUCUCCUUGGUCCAGGUUCUUUUUGACUGGUGGAGAAACUGGCUUUCUGUAUUUGUGGUUACCCCACAAAACCACAUCAUUUAAACAUAAAUUAAAGGGACAUAACAAAAGUCUCACCCAAAUCAUAUACAACUCUGUAGAGAAAAUAUUCGUCAGCAUAUCUAUUGACCAAAACGUACGUAUCUGGGGUGAUGGAGAAUGGACCUGCAAACAGAGUAUUUUUCCCAGUGGCAUGACAUCGAUAGGCCCAAUCACUAGUGUAUUCUACAACAUACACAACAAUGAGUUGUUUAUUGCUAAUUCAGAUAUUGCAAAAUGUCUUGGAAGGGGAACCAAUGUUUUUCAUAAUACCUUAAGAUCCCACAACAGGCCUCUGUGCAGUAUGCUCUAUCACAGCAUUUACAAACAAGUUAUCUCUGUUUGCCAGAAAGGCAAACUUACAGUGUGGGAUACCUUGACAGGAAAGGCUGUUAUGGAGUUUGCUAUUUCAGACGCAAAGGUUGUGGGACCCACGUGCAUUUCAUUCGACGAAGUCAAACGCAAACUGAUCACAAUUUCUUGCGACAGGAAAGUAAAACAGUGGAACUUUAACAGUGGAGAACUGCUUGAUGCCCAAAAAGUAAAAUUACCAAAUGAUGUGACCAGCAUUCUCUGCAUAAAUGACAUGUUUAUUUCCACAAAGGGUUCCUCAAAAAUCUUACAACUCAACCCUAAAGGAAAGUUAAAGAAUGUUUUGGAGCAUUUUCUAUUAGACACUAUUUGCUCCAUGGAUUACUUUGACAACAACCUGAUCACAGCAUCCAGCAAUGGAAAUGUUCUCACCUGGGAUUUAGAAGCUUCAGAAGUUGAGGGUUAUAUCAACACAACAAUCAGUCCGCGAACACACAGGCUUAAAUUUGACCUUGGCCAGCUACUGCAUCAAUUUAAUUUGUUGCAUGAGUCUACAAAGAGGUGUGAAAAAGAAAGGGUCCUUAUUGUAAAAUGUCUAAGGAGCAGAGAGGCUGGGCCUAAAACAGCCACGUUGCUGAUUGUAGAAGAUGUCUACAUUACUGCCUGGUCAACAACACUUCAUGGCGGAAUGGUAGGUAAGUUCAAGGCAGUCAAAAGAGAUGACAGUAAGAUUACAUGUGUGUCAGUUUCUGAAACUGAAACAAUUUUACUGACUGGUGAUAGUAAUGGGGUAGUUUGUUUGUAUGAUAUUCGGGAAUUUGGCCUUCAAACAAAAGAUAAUGAGGAAUAUGAGACAGUAAAUGGAUGGAAAAUCCCUUUGCAAUCAACUCCGCUGUUAGCAUCUUGGCAAGCCGGUCUUUCUGAGUUGGUAAGUGUUGCAUGUGAUCCGGCGUUUGAGAAAAUAUUCACUGCAGAGUUGGAAUACAAUGUGAAACUCUGGACAAGCACUGGUACCUUUGUUGGUAUCUUUGGGAAAGAUCGAUGGGUGAACAUGGUUCAAAGACAAGUAGUGCCAAUAACCAAGGAAACAGAGAAGGUUUGCCUACAAAGUAAACUAGAACAUCAUGAUGAAGAAAAAGAAGGAGAAGAAGUUGUAGAAGAACUACACCUCACACGUAUGGUCAAGACAAUGCCAUUUAUGAUAGAUUUUAUAGAUUUAUUGACAGACAAAAACAACUACUCACUCUUAAAUAGUGAGGUUGAACUGGUUGAUAAACUAAUAGAGAAAGUCUCUAUAGUAAAAUUUUUAUAUACAAAGUGCCUUGAAGAAGAAUAUAAUGAUAUUUUACAACCUGUGUUGAUGCGUUUCAACAUCCCUCUAGAGCUAGAAACUCUGGUAAAAUUUGCAAUUAAUGAUGAAAAGAAAAAACUGUCUACAUUUGAGGCCCUGGUAAACUCUCAAGCUUUUAAAACACAACAAAUAACAAAUAAUACCUUAGCAACCACAGAAAGAACUAAGACCAUGGAAAGGUAUAAAAAGAGGCAUUUGUUGACUUACUUUGGCAAAAACAGAACUAAAAACAUCAAUUUAUCUAAAAUAGUGAAAUCACCAAAAUUAUCAGAUGAAGUAAAACUCCAGCUGAAACCCCACUGGCCUAUUAAUCUUUAUCCAAUAGCCUCGACUGAGCCAUUGACAGAUGUAACAAUAACUAAAAGCCCUGUGAAAAGGAUGCCUGAGAAAAAAACAACUCUAGUAAAAUUACCACCAUUGUUGACAGAGGUGCAGCCUGCACAGACCCAACCAAAGCCAUAUCCACCUAAGACCCCAGCUUCUGCAGGCCCAACUAGACACUCAAAAAGUAAACGGGAAUGCGAAUUUGAAAAUGAUUCGACAAGACAGACUCUACAAACACCAAACAUCAUCUUACCAUUACUAGAGUGUUCAAAAAACUUUAACUCAUUACGGGAACAACUUAAAUUAGUUAAACAUAAGGUCUUAACACUGGAAGGCCCAAGUAAGGACAUAGAAUCUACAAAUGAGGUGCAGCAAGGGUCUGAUUAUUCUGCAAAACAAAGCUCCACAAGCACUGUAGCAACUAAAGAAUUUUUUUCUCCAUCAACCAUAAAAGAAACACCAGUGCUAUCAAAUGAGCAAAUACCUGAACCAUGUUUCCCACAACCUUUAUUACAGAGUCCCUGGUUGGAAAAAUCACCAGACAGUGAAGUGACACCACCUCAUGAGGAGAUUCAACAAACUGAAUUGUCUUUGCCAUUACCACCAAAGUCAAAGGUGGUAAAGUUCACAGAACCAGUUGUGAAGUCACAAUUCACUAAGACCUAUACAUCCACACAUAGGAUGAUGCCAAUAAAAAGUAUUCUGAGAAAUACUGGCACAGAAAAACAAAUGCCUGUGAAAGAAAGGAAUCUUGUACAACCAUUGCAAACAUCAACAAAGAUGCAGACUACAAAGAGCCAAUCGAAACUGCCCCCUUUAAUAAAUUCUGCCUCUGAAGGCUUUUUGGUGCAGACACAUCAUCCACUUGAAAGCAUAUACAAACAGAUAUCUGACCAAUAUUCUACUAGUGGUCGACAAAUGUUUGGAGGUCUUGCGUCACAAUUCACCCCACACACCUCAGCAACUAAGAAAACCACUGUGGAUAGAGCAGACCAGAAACAACAAAAACAACAAUUAGUAAAGCCAUCAACCUCAGAAAGAAUCCAAAUAAUAAAGAGUGGCCUGAGAAAAUUUCAACCUGUGACAAUUCAACCCAAAGGCCAGACUACCUCUCAAACCACUUCAUUACCACCAAUAUCAAAAAAGGUUUCGAUUGUGCAAUCCCAACAGAAACUACACCAACUCAUGGCCCCUGCAGGUCCAACUACAAGACAACACAGAGGCACAAGGGGACAUACGCAUCAGAGGGAAACAAAUCUUCAACCAUUAUCAGCACUUCUAAAGGAGGUACAGCCACCACAUACUGAACAAAGGUCACACCCACCAAUGACCCCUGCAGGUCCAACUAGGCCAGCUGGGAGCUCAAGAACACACGCAUCUGCGAGGGGACAUGCGCAUGAGAGGGAAGCAAAUCUUCAACCAUCACCUACACUUUUGAAAAAGGUGCAGCUCCUGCACACUGAGCAGAAGCCGCAUCCACCCAUGUCCCCUGCAAGCCCAACUAUGCCAGUAGGGAGCUCAAUACCGCACAGAUGCACAAGGGGAUAUACGCAUGAGAGGGAAACAAAUCUUCGACCAUCACCCGAACAGUUAAAACAGGUGCAGCCCCCACAGACUGAGCAGAAGCCACACCCACCCAUGACCCCCGCAGGCCCAACUAGGCCAGUAGGGAACUCAAGAACACAUAGAUGUGCAAGGGGACAUACUAAUGAGAGGGAAACAAACCUUCGACCAUCACACUCACAGUUAAAACAAGUGCAGACCCCACAGAAUGAGUAUAAGCCACACCCACACAUGACCCCCCGCAGGCCCAACUAGGCCAGUAGGGAGCUCAAGAACACAUAGAUGUGCAAGGGGACAUACUAAUGAGAGGGAAACAAAUCUUUGACCAUCACACGCACAGUUAAAACAGGUGCAGACCUGACAGACGGAGUAUAAGCCACACCCACCCAUAACCCCUGCAGGUGCAACUUGGUCUGUAGGAAGCUCAAUACCGCGCAGAUGCACAAGGGGAUAUACGCAUGAGAGGGAAACAAAUCUUCGACCAUCACCCGAGCAGUUAAAACACGUGCAGCCCCCACAGACUGAGCACAAGCCACCCCCACCCAUGACCCCCACAGGCUCAACUAGACCAGUAGGGAGCUCAAGAACACAGAGAUGUGCAAGGGGACAUAAUAAUGAGAGGGAGAAAAAUCGUUAACGAUCACCCACACAGUCAAAGAAAUGUGCAGCCCCAACAGACUGAACAACAGCCAUAUCCACCUGUAAACCGUACGGGUACAACUGGGCCAGUAGGGAGCCGUAGGAACCCCUGUAAUCAAAACUAGGAUGAGAGGGAAAGACAUGAGACAUCAGAAUAAGACAGAGCAAUCAUAAGAUGUGAGCAAUGGCAUUUUACAGAAACAAAUGUGUAGCAAGCAUUUUCAAAGGUCGCUUGGUUUCCUCCCAUAUUUCAAAAACAAUUUUAGCUUAUAUGAUCAUUCUGAUUAAAUUGUGUCUGUGAGUGUAUCUGUGUGUUGUUUUCCGGUGCCUCAUUAGGGUUUUCUCUGGGUGCUCCAGUUUUACCCCUAAAAACUUAUUACAAUAAAAUGAAAAAUUUAAGUAUUUAAGUGUUUAUUCUGCUCCUGCCCAAUUUGAAAAGGGCUUGAAAACCUGGAAAACCACAAGGGAUAACUCUUUGUUUUCCUCUCUUUGUUAUGUUUUAUUGAGGAUGUAUUCAGGCUGUGUGCAAUGUUUUCUUGUGUUUGUGGAAUAGUUCAUUUUUUCUCCCCUCAAAAAUGAACUAUUCCAAAAUGUUUUUUAAAUUUACCUGAAAGUCUUCCUCAUUUCUCAGGUGUUGUCUCUCUGUAAAGACUUCUCUAGGGACUUAAGGUCCAGUCUGUGUAGCAGUGUUGUUACACCAGAUUGUAGAACAGUUAGUUUGGUAGGAAGUUAUACAGGCAACGGUAACCUUUAUUUUGAAAAGACGAAAGCUCCACUGCGGAAAAAUUGUGGGUAACUUCCGGUGUAGAAAUGUUAAUUUUAUUUGUAUUCAAUGUGUUUUAUAAUAGUAAUGGUGAAUUAUUGUUAGUACUGUUGAGCACAUUGAUUUCACAGACUGUCUUUGUGGGGUCUCAGUUCAGUGCUCAACAGAUAGUCUAACGGGCCAUACCAUUGCAGCGGGGUAAACGCUCUCCCAUGAGAUUAGACGGCCUCUUAGAAGGUAUGAAGUUUUGCUUGUGCAGUUAAUAAUUUUAUUUUCUGUGUGUAUGUGAAAGUUGAAUUACUGAUUUUUUUGUUGUAAAAUAAAUAGUUAUAGGGGGAAUUAAGUUCGAUAUAAGAGUGGUUGUUUUGGGGUUGUUAAUAUUUAGCAGCUCUAGCGCUGCAGGAAAUUUCGCUAGUCGGUUAGUAUUACAAAGUGUUGCGGCCAUGUUUUGAAAGCAGUCUUGGUGUCUGAACAGGCUCUGUGGAGAACACUGAGGAGCCUGUCUGACUGCUUUCUAUUUGUCGUAUUGGCGCGGGUAUGUGAGGUUUCAAUGUAGGGGAGGAUGUUUUUUUUUGUUUGCUUAUUAAAUUCUAAUGUUAUUAAUGUAAUAUUUAACAUUGUGAAACAAAUGUUGGGAUUAGUUAUUAUUCCUGUUGAAAAUAUUUCUGUUUAGUCAUGUAAUUCAUGUGUUCUGUUAUACACGCCUUUCGCGGCGCUCUUUUCUUGUGGAGCUUGUGGGAGAAGGCGCUGUGGAGAACACUGAGGAGCCUGUCUGACUGCUUUCUAUUUGUCGUAUUGGCACAGGCGGCGAAAUCAAUAAAGGUGUUUUCACAUCAGCUGCGGUCCGGCUUAUUUCAACAAAAGACACAACGCAGAAUGAACACUGUUACAUCUGCAUGUUUUUUAUUUAUUUAUGGCCAUUUAUUUUCCUUUUUGAAUUUCAACCUAAAAACAUAGGUUAUGUUGUAGUUUGGGAAUAUAUGCAUUAGUUCAAUUCUUUAAACUUCUACCAUCUUGCUUUUUUGACCUUUAUCACACAAAAUGUAAAAGAACUAUAACAGCAAAUUAAAUACAAUAUAAACCAAAGCAUGAAUUUACUUUGUUCGGCUAAAAAUUUGAUUAAUACUUUCUUGAUUUUUACACUAAAUAGUGUGUGGCCCAAGGUAACAUUUCAGAAUUUAAAUCUCUGUAUGCUCGUAUCGUCAGAAAGCCUGGCAGAGAGACACUGGAGUCAGGGAUAUGGUCCUGCAGCCAUGUCUCAGUAAAACACAUAAUACUGCAUUCCCAAUACUCGGGCUGGGUCCUUUGUAGAGCUUGGAGUUCAUUCAACUUAUUUCCUGACAGUCUCACUGUCAGGUUUAAACAACCUACAAUAUGUGUAAUAACACAAAAAGAAGAGAGACAAAGAAUUAGUUAUUUUAACCGCAUCGAGGAGAACGGUCAAGAUGUGUUCAGUUACAUAUCCCGCACCGCUCUGAACAGCAUCUGCCCGCACCUCUCUUUUUAUUAUCUUUGGGGGUCCCUAUUUACAAAAACGUUCUCUAAGGAUGGGAAACAACAGCUGCAUCGCAAACAGGUCAUAAACAGCUUUAUCCUUUAACAACACAUUUCCACAAUCUCCUCCAACUUCCCAGGAUCAGUUGUGCCUUUUGUUCAGUGCAAUCAGCCUUCAUCUUUAUGACCUCCUCAACUGGACUGCUUCUUCCUCUGCAAGCUCAGCUCCAUUUAUGAUCUUUGCCUGCAGAUAACUCACAUCCUUUACUCACACAAACAUCAUGAAUGAUUAUAAGAUCAAAUUGUUAAAAUAAAGAAUAGGAACAAAAUAAGACAAAUCUUUAUUCAAUUAUUCCAACACUCACACUGCCCAUCAUAAUCAUUGGUUCCUCCUUUUCUCUAUUCUCUUUGCUCCUGCUCUGCAUCAACGGCGCCUCCUGUUCAACUCAUCAGGGAUUUGGGGUUGUAGUUGAAGUUUUCUUUAUGCUUUUGAGAUAUUAAUCAGCUCCUCCUGGUUGUAAAACAAUGCCUUGUUGAUUCAUUAUAACAAAUGGACAAAAGUCAAAAUGUAUCAAAAAUAAUUAUUCCAGCUGUACAGCAUCUGAUACUGAAGAGGAUAAUUUUCAAACAAAAAAUGUUUCCACCACAAGAAGAAUUAGAGCUCUUAAAAAGAAUAUAUCAGAAUGAAAGUCACAGAGCCACUCCAACCUGCUGCCACAUUGAGCAGUGCAAUUCUAGAAUCUAGCACAGCAUCUGCCGUACUAGUUGUUCUAGGUUUUAUUUUAUAUUUUAGCUUUAGUCAAGACCGAUUACAAAUGAAAGUCACAUUAUAUGUCUCCAUUCUCUGUGUUUCAAUUCAUGGCUGAUUAUCAGGUUUUUUGCUAAACUGCAAUCCCCUGAAUCAGAUGUAUUAAAGCAUGAAAACGUCUAAAACAUGCAGGGUGGUGUGCCCUGAGGACCAGGGCUAAAUUACGCAAAGGUGUUCACUGUUUUGCCCAACUAUUGACUGUAAAAUUAAAACAUUUGUAGCUGUAGUUUUUGUGACAGUCUGUAUUGAUUUUGUAAAUUCUGACAAUCUUAGCCAUUGCAGUACAUGUAUGUACCUAAUAUGUUGCCCCCUGCUUGUUAGAUGCUAGGAAAAUGCAUAAACCCAGCAAAAAUAAAUUUGAUCUACUGUAUCUUCAUGGGCAACCUCAUCAACAUGUAGGUGAAACUAAAAUUUAACAAACUUUCUUUGGCACAUCUUCCUUGCUUUCAUACUCAAAUGUAUUUUCCUCAUUGACAAAAUGUGACCUAAAGAGUGCCAGUAAAAUUAGGAACAGCCGUUCAAGAUGAGUUUAGCAGAUAUUCAGUGACAAGAAAAGCAGAUUAGCAGAGACAAUUUUGAACCAUUAAUAAACAAACUACGUCUAUUUUUGCAAGGUUGGGAUACAUUGCAAAUAUCAUAAUGGGGUAGAAUUCAGGCAAUAAAGAUGGCAAUUCCUCCAAAAAAUAAAUAAAUUGUUUAACUUUAACAUUACCCCUCAAGGUGCCACAAUCUAUAUGUAAGACUCUUGAUAAAACUAACCAAAUUCAUUUGGGAGGGGAAAAAACAACCAAAACAUCUCUAAAUAAACGUGAAAUAAACUUAAAAUAGAGUAUGGAGAACUAAAGUUACCAAAUAUACAACUUUAUGGGGUAAGAACGCUGUCAAAAACAAUGUGUAUGUCAAGACGGAAUGUGUGCAUAUUAGUCAAUAGUUGUGCAUAAGUAAAAUCCAAAAGAGGUAUUGUAUAUUUUCUAUAUAAGAAUACAAAAUAAAAUGUUACAGCUUCAAGAAAUUACAAACACACAGUUCAAGUUUACAGUUGUGGUUCAUUCUUUAUUAAUACAAUAUUCUAUAACAGUUUGUGAAUAUGAUUUCUUUUCUAUGAGAAUACGAAUUUACAUCAGCGACUUGGCGUCACGUGAUCUCAGGCUGGUUAGUGGAACACAGAAUUAGUCGAUUUGCGUUGUGCAUGCGGUGUCACACUCCUCACUGCCAGUAAACGUAGUGCCGGAAUGG
Molecule: messenger RNA, 9792 nt
Organism: Girardinichthys multiradiatus
Lineage: Eukaryota; Metazoa; Chordata; Actinopteri; Cyprinodontiformes; Goodeidae
Exons: 1
Coding region: 86-5107 (1673 amino acids)
Molecular function (GO): protein binding; calcium ion binding
Source: RefSeq, a predicted model, not a curated record